AUGUAUCCCAUCCAUCGGUUUGAUGUUAACAGUGUCACCUUAUCGAAGUCACCUCUAGAUGACUACCAAAGGCUUUAUUUCGGUACACUCUUAUCAUACUCGCAGGAGCGACAGCCAAACGUUGAUAUCAAGAGCGUUUCCUACAAAAGUAACGUCGCUGAGCUGUUUCGACAAGGUAAGGGCAAUACACUAGACUGUUAUGAAUACUCAUUGCCAGAUGUUCGUAACGGUAUGCAGCAGAAUGAUGUUAUGAGGGGUCUUUCCAGUCUACCACGUAUCGGGGAGAAUCAACGGAAUGCGGCCGAAAUGUGUCGUGAAGAACUUGAAUUCAUUACUACGAAGGCGUUUUACGAUGGUCAUUCUCUAGAAAGAAGACGUAGGCGGCACAGCAGCGGUGGGGAGUUAGAUCAAAAUACUAAUAAACAAGGUGGUCCGGCGGCAUAUAGCGAUUUGCAUUGGAAUGGAAUCUCGAGGGACCUCAAAAGACAAUUGGUGGAAACUUAUCGAAACCACUUGAUUCACAGUGGUGUUCCAUUCGCAGAAGCAUCAAAAGUUUCACUUUCAGAUGUGAUGCAGAGGAUAAGAGGAGGUUACAUUAAAAUCCAAGGUACUUGGCUACCCCUAGAUAUGGCCAAAUUAAUCUGUACGUGGUUCUGCUUUCCUAUUCGGUAUUUGCUAGUACCGAUAUUUGGGCCUGAUUUCCCACAGCUGUGUGAAAAUGCAAGAAAUCAUGGAUUCAAGAGAAAUGAUUUCGAAAUGGUUCAUCCUUUGCAAAAUCUUUUUGAACAACCAAAAACUAGAUCCAUGAGCUGGACUCCUGGUAUGACACAAAGAGAACCUACAGUUGCUGGCAAUUCAAGUGAACGAUACCCAGAGAGACUCCCACCCAUUAGCACAAUUAUCGAUUCUAUCACCGUGGAUAACUAUGGAUACGAUCGACGAGAACCAACCGUACAAACGCUAUCUAAUUUAGCGUCCUUUUACAAUACACAUGGUCAUAGAUAUUCUUAUCCAGGUGUACAUGCAACGCAAAGACAGUGGAGAAGACCAUCGUGGGAAGAUGUCAGAAGACCAUCAAUGGAGUCAACAAGAAGCAGUGGUAGUAUUGGCUGGGAACACGAAUUUACGUAUGCACCUGAAAAAACCUCACCGAGGAUUACAGACGGAGCAAUAACUGAUAGGUUCAAUGAAAGACGACCAAUCCCGAAUGAUUGGAGGAGACCUGAUCAAAGGAAUAGUAGGGAAUGGAGAGCACAGGAAGGGGGAAGUUAA
Molecule: messenger RNA, 1272 nt
Organism: Zygosaccharomyces rouxii
Lineage: Eukaryota; Fungi; Ascomycota; Saccharomycetes; Saccharomycetales; Saccharomycetaceae
Gene: XBP1
Product: Xbp1p
Exons: 2
Coding region: 1-1272 (423 amino acids)
Molecular function (GO): DNA binding
Source: RefSeq, a predicted model, not a curated record